Triplophysa rosa is the source of this 904-nucleotide messenger RNA. RefSeq names its product x globin (gene xgb). Gene Ontology annotation, molecular function: heme binding; oxygen binding. Bases 10 to 771 code for a protein of 253 amino acids. Lineage: Eukaryota; Metazoa; Chordata; Actinopteri; Cypriniformes; Nemacheilidae. The transcript has 6 exons. The record is from RefSeq and is a predicted model, not a curated record.
GAAGGUCUCAUGGAGACAGACAUGGAGAAACAGCUGCUGUGUGCACGCACGCAACUGAAGGUCCAGACACGAAGCAUCAGUGUGAAAACAAACUCAAGAGCUGCUGUGAGGAUGGGUUGCGCGAUCUCUGGAUCCGAUCUGACGGCAGCAUCAGGACCGCACGAGAGGAGAGACGCAGAUGAGCAUCAUCAGACUCCAGCGCAGCUCACACAACAUCAGAUUCACAUCAUCAAAGAGUCCUGGAAAGUUAUCCAAGAGGACAUCGCCAAAGUGGGAAUCAUCAUGUUUGUCCGGUUGUUUGAGACUCAUCCCGAGUGUAAGGAUGUGUUUUUCCUCUUUCGUGAUGUGGAGGAUCUGGAGAGAUUACGCACCAGCAGAGAACUCCGAGCUCACGGCCUCCGGGUGAUGUCGUUCAUCGAGAAGAGUGUGGCCAGACUUGAUCAGUCCGAUCGCUUACAGACGCUGGCGCUGGAGUUGGGCAGAAGUCAUUAUCGUUAUAACGCCCCUCCAAAGUAUUACGGGUAUGUCGGGACAGAGUUUAUUUGUGCCGUGCAGCCGAUUCUGAAGGAGAAAUGGACACCUGAACUGGAACAGGCCUGGAAGAACGGAAGAUGCGUGACGUCAUGUGAAAAGGGCGUAUUCCCCUGUGCUACCCACUUGAGGGGCGCGACCCACAGUUUGAGAAGCCAAACCUCUGAUCUAAAGGUCCAUGCAUCACACAUCAUGGCCACUCUGCAGAGACACUGUUCCAGUACGUCACACACAUCAUGAAGAACGGUUAUCUGGAAGAAGAGAAAAACAAACGCAACCAUACGGUGACAUCCACCAAAGAAGGACCCGACAAGAGGCAGACGGCCAUCUGAAGCUCUCACACAUUCACACUUGUGUAUAUAGUGUACUUAUU